UUGUAUAGAUUUAACUAAUUAGAUUUUGCUUGAGGGACCGCGCGUGAGUCAAAAUCUAGUAUCUAAUAAAGACAAAAAAACAUUCCGACACUGAAGCUACGCAAUUUAUACAACUAUGCCAAAUAGUCCCAUAAAAAAAAAAAAAAAAAAAACGAUAAAGUUGCACGAGUGUGACAAAUGGGAAAGGACGAAAGGUUAAUAAAUUGUCCUUGAAUAAUGAAGAUACAAAUGAAACUUCCUGCACGCGUAUCUCACGCCAUAUUUGGCACGUCAACACAAUCCAGAACCGUUACCCAAAUACUAACCGCCUUUCCUCUCAUCAUUCCUUUCUUUUUAAAACCAAAUUGAUAUACUAAUUCCAGCUGCUAUGCCACCACUAUUUAAUUUAAAGUUUAAACCAAACUAUGUGCUAUCUUUUCAUUUUUAUCUAUAGGCUAAAACUUCCAGCUCUUCUCCUUUCUAUUUUAAGCCCAUCCACAAAAGCGUUAGUUGCAUAUAUAGAUACACAUUCUCCUUCCAUACACAUAACAUAUUUCACCUCCAACUUUAAUUUCAUUCAAAAAAUAUUUCUAGCUCUGAUUACUACAAUUAUUCUUAAAAAUGAUGUCUAGCAUUUUAAAGAGGUUUAACAAGAACAAGAAGCGCCCGCCACUUGAUGUCUGUGUCUCCCCUUCACCAUUACCUUCUCAAUUGCCGUCGUCUUCGCCAUCGUCGUCCGUCGAUUCUUUCGUGGAGAGAGAUUCCAAGAAUAUGGAGAAAGUCUUCAGAUACAUAGAUGAAGACGGAGACGGCAAAAUCUCCCCAGCGGAGCUACGACGAUGCGUGAAGGCAGUAGGCGCGCAACGACUGUCAGUAGAGGAGGCGGAAGCAGCGGUGGAAUGCUCAGACUCAGACGGCGAUGGGCUGCUGAGUUUGAACGAUUUCGAAAGGUUGAUGAAAGGCAAUGGACUAUCAGAAGAGGAAAAGAAGGAUGAAUUACGAGAAGCAUUUUUAAUGUACAAUGACAAUAAGAAGAAGAAGAAGAAGGUGUCAUCAGGUGUCAUUACACCUAAAAGUUUGAAGAGAAUGUUGAGUAGACUUGGCGAUCAUAAAUCUAUUCACGACUGUAAAGAUAUGAUUCGCGUAUAUGACCUCAAUGGAGAUGGGGUUCUUUCUUUUGACGAGUUUGCUAUUAUGAUGCGUUGAAUUAUUUACAAUUUUAUUUCCUUUGCCAAAGACUUUUAUUGUAUAAGGGCCGAUUACUAAGUCAUGUUGUAUUUAAUGGAGUUGGAAAUUGGCGGCUCGCCUGAAAUCAACUACAAUAAGUAAAGGGUGUGUAAAUUAUUAAUAUGUAUACGUUGUCGUUGACUAGGCUUCCAUUUUAGGUUGACAAUCAUGUACAUUUUUUUUUUUUUUUAAUAUUGUAAGAUAAAUAAUCUUUGGAUUACAGUGCAAAAAGUUCAACCAAAAGACCCCGACACUUAGAUAAAUGGGGAGUUAUAAGAAAAAUUCUCCUACAAGUGCUCCUCUAUUGGUAGAAUUUGAGGUGAAAUUCAAAGUAUAACUCCUACCAAAUAAGCCAAGUUAAACUGGUUGAUAAUCAUGUAAAUAGAAAUAUAAUAAUAGUCCCUUCUUCACGUGUAUUUUUUUGAGUUUUGCAUUGUAAACAAAGUUACUGAUGUUGACAGAAGAAUUUUACUAACAUAUUAAUAUACUAUUAGUGUAUAUUUUCUA
Beta vulgaris subsp. vulgaris (sugar beet) is the source of this 1713-nucleotide messenger RNA. RefSeq names its product calcium-binding protein CML39. The coding region runs from base 601 to 1185 and encodes 194 amino acids. The transcript is spliced from 2 exons. The record is from RefSeq and is a predicted model, not a curated record. NCBI's taxonomy places the organism in Eukaryota, Viridiplantae, Streptophyta, Magnoliopsida, Caryophyllales, Amaranthaceae. Gene Ontology annotation, molecular function: calcium ion binding.